Molecule: messenger RNA, 1842 nt
Organism: Centruroides sculpturatus (bark scorpion)
Lineage: Eukaryota; Metazoa; Arthropoda; Arachnida; Scorpiones; Buthidae
Product: tigger transposable element-derived protein 1-like
Exons: 2
Coding region: 1-1842 (613 amino acids)
Cellular component (GO): nucleus
Molecular function (GO): DNA binding
Source: RefSeq, a predicted model, not a curated record
AUGAAUCGAAGAAAAAUACAUAAGCCUGUGGAAAAUAUCAAGAAGACACGAAAAGUUUACACAAUAGAAGAGAAAAUGGAAGUUAUUAGGAAAUGGGAAAGAGGAGAAAGAACAAAGAACAUAUGCUUGGCCAUGAACAUGAAAUCGUCUACCGUAUGCACCAUUCUUAAGAUGAGUGAGCAGAUUAAAAAACAAUACGAGAGUGCCAUUGGUGCUGGCAAGUUGCAUCGGCUAACAAAGUCUCGACAUUCAAUAUUUAUUGAGUUUGAGAAGUUUUUGGUUCAGUGGAUCGAUACCCAUGAUUAUCUUGGAUUACCACUAAGUUCGUCCCUCAUAAAAGAGAGGGCCAUUCAAUUGUUUAGUGAACUGAAGGAAAAAAAGACUGCAGAGGGGGAUACUACAGUGAAAGAUAUUGAAUUUAAAGCAAGUUCUGGAUGGUUUGACCGAUUCUGUACUCGAUCACAAAUAAAGAACUUAAAAUUGUAUAGAGAAGUUGCAUCGGAUUCUACCGAUGCAGCUUCGGCAUUUCCUAAAGAAUUGAAAAAAAUUAUUGACAAAGGUGGCUAUACUCCACAUCAAAUAUUUAAUAUUGAUGAGACGGGUCUCUUCUGGAAGCGAAUGCCAUCUUGUACCUCCAUCUCGAAAGAAGAUGCCAGGAGUAAGGGGUAUAAAGCCUCUAUGGAUAGACUUACAUUAUUGCUAGGUGGAAACUGUGCAGGUGAUAUAAAGCUAAAGCCUCUUCUUGUGUACCAUUCAGAAACACCUAGAGCUCUUAAGAGGAUAGCCAAGAGUUCAUUACCAGUGAUGUGGAGGUCAAAUCAGAAAGCAUGGGUGACACAGGAUUUAUUCAAUGAAUAUAUACAUGGUUAUAUGUCACCAUUUAUCAAGAAUUAUACUGAGGAAAGAAAUCUUGCCAAUAAGGCUCUCCUAAUAAUAGACAAUGCUCCAGCCCAUUCUUCAGAUAUCGGUAAUCUAUGUGAUAACAUUCAAGUUGUAUUUCUCCCUCUCAAUUCAACACCUCUUUUACAACCCAUGGAUCAGGGCGGUAUCCGUGCUUUCAAAUCACAUUACUUACAGCUCCUUAUGCAAUAUCUUACUUAUUCCUCCGUUGAAGAUGAAAAUAUUUCCAUAAAAACAAUGAAUGCAAUUUGGAAGAAACUUCUUCCACAAUAUGUAGCCAACUUAGACAUUGAUGAGGUUGUUGAAAUAAAAACAAAUAUUGUUGCUCUGGCUAAAAUGGCUGGCAUGGAAGAAGUUGAAGUGGGAGAUAUAGAUGAAUUAUUAUCAUCUCACUCUGAGGAACUUACACUUGAUGAAAUGAUUGAGCUGCAAAGACAUUUUAAGUCUGAAGACCAAGAUGAGAAGGAGGAUGAAGAAGAAAUGAAAAGUAAAGAAAAAAUUUUGGAUGACAGAUCUUUAAAAGAACUUUUGGAUACAGCAGAUAAAUUGACUAAUAUUGCUGUUGAGUGUGAUCGUGAUAUGACAAGAAGCAUAACAUUUAAGAAUGCCAUCAUGAAUGCAUGUGAAUGCUAUAGGAAACUAUAUAGGUGUAAGGUUCAAGCCUGUAAGCAAGUGCCUAUUUCAACUUGUUUUAAUCCAAAAUCAGUGAGGUCUUUUAAAGAUGAUAUAUCAAAGCCUUCAACUUCUGGCAUUCAAGCUACAAAAAAGAGAAAACUAUCAGAGUCUUUAUCUUCUCUAAAAACAAAACAAUUAUCAUGUUCAUCCUCAGGCUCAGGAGUAAAUAAUGUUGUUCCACUUGAGAAGUGUUUUUCUCCAAAAUCCCUCCUCCAAUUAUGCCUUCAUCGUCAUCAGCAGCUAUUCAAUCAUCGCCACCUCCAGUAG